AUGCCUACUCGACAGCUUAUCGAGCAAUCUGUGCCGUCCACUGAUGAUCCCCAAAGAGUUCUUGCUAGCUUCAAAUUAUCCCACCACCAUGGACAUGCACCACAAAUAUCCAUCUUGACAGGCAAUACCAUAAGAAGUACGCAACCUCGACAUCGAAGUUAUAUGUUGGAAGGAUUUGCGGAUUUUAAUAUGGUGUGCGAUUAUACUCCUUCUCUCCAUGUGCGCCUCAUGAUUCUGCUGCUUAAGGGGGAUUUCUUCCGACACUUGUGGGUUGUUUGGAUCCGAAUGAAGACGCCGCUUCCUUCGUGUGCAAGAGAAGGAUUUGAUUCAGGGACGAUGCGACCAUCAUAA
Sclerotinia sclerotiorum 1980 UF-70 is the source of this 351-nucleotide messenger RNA. RefSeq lists its product with no specific name. NCBI's taxonomy places the organism in Eukaryota, Fungi, Ascomycota, Leotiomycetes, Helotiales, Sclerotiniaceae. Bases 1 to 351 code for a protein of 116 amino acids. The transcript is spliced from 2 exons. The record is from RefSeq and is a predicted model, not a curated record.